GUGUGAGUUAGCCAGCUGUAUAAUGAGGAAAAGGAAGUCUCUUGAAACCUGUCUUGGUGGCCCAGCAAUCAUUCGGAAUGCACUUCGCAGGAGCUGGGAAGCCUCUAAUUAAAUUCAGGCACUGCGAGAGGUCCAUCUACACGUUCAGUGUGCCCCAAUGCUGCCCUCUCUGCCAGGGGGACGUGGGCUCCACCAGGAUAGAGGACGCACCCAUCAGCAUCUCAGAUCCAUUCUCCAAUGGUCAUCAAGAGAAGUGCGCCUUCCUCCUCAAACCCACGAGAGGGACGUUUCUUAGGGAGUACGACGGGAAGUCCGAUCUGCACGUUGGAAUCACUAACACACGCGGGGUCGUGUAUAAUUACAGUGCACACGGCAUACAGCGAGAUGAGGCAGGCUGGGAGCGGAGUCUCAGCGUUCCACUAGUACAGCCUAGCAUGUUUGGACUUCUGGACCAGUGGGACAAGUACUUGGAAGACUUCUCCGCUUCGCUGGCCUGGCUGCCUCAGAGGUAUGAAGAGAAUCAGCACAACUGCCUGACCUUUGCCCUCGCCUUCAUUAACUGCAUACUCGCCAUGGAAGGCAGAGAGCAGCUGGACAAGCGUGCGUUCACAGAGAAGUACGUGAUCCCGAGGACCCGCCUGGCCUCCAAGUACAUCACACUCUUCAGGGCCAUCCAGGAGAGCGGCUUCCACGUGACUGACCAUCCCGACCCACGGACAAGCCCCUCUUGAGCAGACUGGACCGAAUGCUGCAUCUGAGGGUCGUUGAGACAGGACAGUUGGGUUUGUUGCCUUUAAACGGUACCACUGAUCUAUAAAUGUACUUAAUUGUGACUAAUUAAAAAAUGUAU
Molecule: messenger RNA, 850 nt
Organism: Mus pahari (shrew mouse)
Lineage: Eukaryota; Metazoa; Chordata; Mammalia; Rodentia; Muridae
Gene: Mkrn2os
Product: MKRN2 opposite strand
Exons: 4
Coding region: 78-731 (217 amino acids)
Source: RefSeq, a predicted model, not a curated record